AUGUCACGGAGCAUACCUUCCGAUCUCCAAGAGGAAAUCAUCACAAGACUUCCUGUCGAAUCAUUGAUUCGAUGCCGAUCGGCGUGCAAAGCAUGGAAGUCACUGAUUGAUUCCUCUGCGUUUAUUGCUGCUCACAGCGUUCGCCAAACUCAGCCGCAGCAUUUCCUUAUGAUGUAUCAAGUGCGAGAACGGGAGGAAAAUGAGGGAAWAUACGUUUCUUUUGUCGAUGAUAAUACUUUCCCCCAACAAAGGUUUGAUCCGAUUGUUCCUGUGCUCGUUCAAAUACUUAAGGUUAAGGCCACUGGAUCAAGAAUAGUCGGUAGCUCGCACGGCUUGCUGUGCCUCCACGGUUAUUAUUAUCGAGAGCAAGAAAAGGAAGUGGCUGUUCUUUGGAAUCCUUCCAUUAUAAAAUCGAUUGCUGUUGCUGUACCUUUUAGUGUGUUAAGUUUGUCGUUUUCAAGGGUCCUUGGUUUUGGGGUUUGCCCCGACACUUGUGACCCUACGCUUGUCGCAAUUACAUAUAUUAGUGCAUGGUGGAGAAUGGAAAGUAUAAGUUACAUCCCUCGGCAAGUUAUGGUUUUCUCAUUGGGCUCAAAAGAAUGGAGGAGUUUAUGUAACAAUCUGCCUCGUAAAUCAAUUGCAUUUACUUGGUCUCAGGUAGCUAUAGGUCAUUUUAUUUAUUGGUUUGCUUAUGAUGGGAUUGCUGAAGAUGGUGGAAUUAGGGAUCAUAAACUGAUUAUGUCAUUUGAUUUGAGUACUGAGGAGUUUCGAGAGGUAAACCUCCCAGAUAGUUCGUCUCAGCUGCGCUUUAUAUGGUUCUCCAUCUUUAGGCUAAGGGAGUCUCUUGCUUUGCUCGAGUCUGGUGAAGAUAUGAACGGGAUGCAAGUUUGUAUUGUAUGGAUGAUGGAGCAUGGUGAUACAAACACGUUUACAAAGUUAUACACCAUUAACCCACCAUAUCCUGCAUAUAUACAGAGAAUUCUGGGGUUUAGGAAGAGUGGAGACCCUAUAUUUGAGAUGACACUUUACUAUUGUCAUCAAAAGCUUGUUGUUUAUGAACCUUUCUCAGAGCUCUUCAAGGAUCUUGGGAUUUUUGUAAACGGAUUUUCAUCCUUUGUGAAUUCUUACACGGAAUCGCUGCUUCUGCUCAACGAGGAAGAUCAUACUAUUUAUUAA
Cynara cardunculus var. scolymus (artichoke) is the source of this 1176-nucleotide messenger RNA. RefSeq names its product F-box protein At3g22700-like. The record is from RefSeq and is a predicted model, not a curated record. Lineage: Eukaryota; Viridiplantae; Streptophyta; Magnoliopsida; Asterales; Asteraceae. Gene Ontology annotation, molecular function: protein binding. Bases 1 to 1176 code for a protein of 391 amino acids. The transcript has a single exon.